AAAAAUUCAGUUUUGGUUGUGUCUUCCAUCGCAAACCAGAAUUCUUUUGGCAAAGAUCGUGGUUUUGAAGAUUUCUACAAGGUUAUUGGCUCGCUCGAAUAUCCCACAUCUUCAAUCAAUAUUGCCUUUUACUGUGGAUCCCUCCAACUAUAUAAUGAUGUAACGAAUUAUCUUGAAGCCAUUAUUAAAGGCGAAUUGUGUACCUACAAUCAAAUGACAAUUUUGUAUGCACCAUUCCUACAAAGCGAUUUCAAAUCGUCAGAACAUUCACCAAAACUUCAAAGACUUCGUCGAAGAAACAUAGCGCAGGGAAGAAAUUUUGCCCUCUUUAAUUCACUUCAGUCAGAACAUUACACUUUAUUUCUAGAUGCUGACGUCAUUCGGUUUGACCACACUAACAUGCUCAAACGAUUUGUGAACUCUGGAAAAGAUAUUAUUGUUCCGCGCAUUGAACUGGGUGGUGAGGUAGACUACGACAAAAAUUCCUGGCGCGGUAACAGAAAAACACCCUCAGCAUCUCAGCUUCAGCUUAUGAAUGAUGAUAAGUGGGAUGAGGCUGGCUACGUUCCUGAGGAUGUAAAAGACGAGAUCUUCCACCUCGGUGACCAUGCCAGAAGUUCAGAUAUGUCAAGUACAGACUCAAACCUUGAUUUAAGUUACACGGUAAAAUUGGACUCAGUGGGAGGAGCUGUGCUCUUUUUGAAGUCGAUCAUUUUCAAGCAAGGAGUGGUUUUCCCAACAAUGAAUAUCGUCGGAACUUCAUGGCAAAGAAAAGAAGGGUAUGAUGGUAUUGAGACAGAAGGGGUCUGCUAUAUGGCUCAAACCUUGGGAUACACAUGCUUUGCCAUGCCAAAUCUAGUUGUGCAGCAC
Molecule: messenger RNA, 870 nt
Organism: Metschnikowia bicuspidata var. bicuspidata NRRL YB-4993
Lineage: Eukaryota; Fungi; Ascomycota; Pichiomycetes; Serinales; Metschnikowiaceae
Exons: 1
Biological process (GO): cell wall mannoprotein biosynthetic process; protein N-linked glycosylation
Cellular component (GO): mannan polymerase complex
Molecular function (GO): alpha-1,6-mannosyltransferase activity
Source: RefSeq, a predicted model, not a curated record